AUGUCAUUAUCAAAAUUCAUCGAUUCUAUCCCGUCUUGGGUACCUGGACAAGAACUUCUUCAUCCUCAUUACAAAUAUGCUUCUGCCGGACCUGCGUUAUUCGAGUUUGAUAAGAAGAGUCUUUGGGCUUUCGUGGCUAUGACUGCUUUUAAUCCUAUUUUUUGGAAUACCGUUGCUAGGAAUGAAUACCGAAAUAAGACCAUCACCAAGAUAGUCGGAUCGCCUCUAGUCGGUACUUAUUUCUUGGCUUUGACUAUUUUCUCAAUAAGUGCAUUUAGGGAUCAUCUCUUUCUCAACGCUGUCAAGAAUCAACCCUCGCUCCUUGAACUUGAUAAUACAAUUGUCAAAUUGAUCGCAGUCGCUCUUUUCGCUGCUGGUCAGACUUUCGUCAUUUCUUCCAUGUGGGCUUUGGGAGUCACCGGUACAUACCUCGGAGAUUACUUUGGUAUUCUCAUGACUCACCGAGUCACCUCUUUCCCUUUCAACGUUCUUUCCGACCCGAUGUACGUCGGUAGUGCCUUGACCCAUUUAGGUACUGCACUUUGGUUCCAAUCACCCGUUGGAAUCUUAUUAGCCGGAUGGAUUUGGAUUGUUUACUCUAUUGCUCUCAAAUAUGAAGGCCCAUUCACAGAUAAGAUCUAUUCCAACAAAGCAUCUUCUUCAUCCGCUUCCAAGAAAUCCACCGACUCCUCUUCUGAUUCAUACGCUACCGUAACUUCAUCUUCCAUCCCCGCCACACCAUCUAGAAGAUCAGGUAGGAUCGCAUCUCGAAAAUCAUUAGCCGGUACAUCCGAUGUCGAUUCCUCAGAUGCUGAAAACAAAUCAGUCGGCGGCGGCGGCGGAACAAGAAGAUCUAGAUCAUCAGUCUUGAAUCAAGAAUUACAUAACGCAGCUGGAAGUGAUGCGAAAGGAACUCCAGGAAGAUUGACUCGGUCCAGAAGUAAACCCAGAGUAAUUGAUGAUUCCGACUAG
Messenger RNA from Kwoniella shivajii, 972 nucleotides. RefSeq lists its product as uncharacterized. The coding region runs from base 1 to 972 and encodes 323 amino acids. Gene Ontology annotation, molecular function: S-adenosylmethionine-dependent methyltransferase activity. NCBI's taxonomy places the organism in Eukaryota, Fungi, Basidiomycota, Tremellomycetes, Tremellales, Cryptococcaceae. The transcript has 5 exons. The record is from RefSeq and is a predicted model, not a curated record. Gene Ontology annotation, biological process: phosphatidylcholine biosynthetic process.